Molecule: messenger RNA, 546 nt
Organism: Penicillium chermesinum
Lineage: Eukaryota; Fungi; Ascomycota; Eurotiomycetes; Eurotiales; Aspergillaceae
Exons: 6
Coding region: 1-546 (181 amino acids)
Biological process (GO): protein folding
Cellular component (GO): microtubule cytoskeleton; cytoplasm
Molecular function (GO): GTPase activity; GTP binding
Source: RefSeq, a predicted model, not a curated record
AUGCUGUCUAUCCUGAGAAAAGCUCGCCUAAAGGAUAAAGAGAUGCGGAUAUUGAUGCUAGGUUUGGAUAAUGCUGGCAAAACCACCAUCGUGAAAAGGAUCAUGAACGAGGAUGUUACUACGGUGAGCCCGACUCUGGGCUUUAUAAUCAAAACAGUUGACUUUAUGGGAUACAAAUUAAACAUCUGGGAUGUGGGCGGCCAAAAGACACUCAGGUCCUAUUGGAAAAAUUACUUCGAAAAGACAGACACUCUUGUCUGGGUGGUUGAUGCGACCGAUCGACUUCGUGUGGACGACUGUCGCGAAGAGCUAGCUGGGCUUCUGCUAGAAGAGCGGCUUAUGGGAGCUAGUUUACUGGUCUUCCUAAACAAAACAGACGUGGAACAGUGUAUGACUGAAGAAGAGGUGCGCAAACGCCUUGACUUGGAUUCAAUCAAAACGCACAAGUGGACCAUCCUGCCGUGCAGUGCUAUGACGGGGCAAAAUCUGAAUGAAGGGCUCGAGUGGGUGGUACAGGAUGCGAAAGAUCGACUGUUCCUCUACUAA